UUUUCUUCAGUGACAUUGCUUUUUGACAGCGACUUUUAAUGUAGACAUCUAAAAUAAUUUUUAAUGCAAACGUUGAAUAAUUAGAAAAAAAUACAAGAAAAUAUAAGUAAAUAUUUGAUUCUUAUCGUAACAAAUUAGAAAUUUAAAAUGUCGGCAACAGAUCAAAUGCGAGCAAUGCUCGACCAGUUAAUGGGUACUACACGCAAUGGAGACGAUGGCCGAGGACUUAAAUUUUCAGACCCCCGUGUGUGUAAAAGUUUUCUGUUGGAUUGCUGUCCCCACGAUAUACUAGCAUCCACUCGUAUGGAUUUGGGAGAUUGUCCUAAAGUUCAUGAUUUAGCAUUUCGAGCAGAUUAUCAAAGUGCAGCAAAAUCUCGUGACUACUAUUAUGACAUUGAGGCAAUGGAACAUUUGCAAGCAUUUAUAGCAGACUGCGAUAGACGCACCGAAGCAGCCAAGCAACGUCUAAAGGAAACACAAGAGGAACUAACGGCCGAAGUGGCAGAAAAAGCUAAUGCAGUACAUGCUUUAGCCGAGGAGAUUGGCAAGAAGUUGGCCAAAGCUGAGGCCCUGGGUGAAGCCGGUGAAGUGGAAGAGAGUAUGUCCCUAAUGAAAGAAAUCGAUGAGUUACGCGCAAAGAAAAUUAAAGCCGAACAUGAGUACCGCACAUCAAUGCCUGCAUCAACAUAUCAACAGCAAAAACUACGCGUUUGUGAAGUUUGUUCAGCCUACUUGGGUAUCCAUGAUAACGAUAUCAGAUUAGCAGAUCACUUUGGCGGUAAGUUGCAUUUGGGAUUUUUAACCAUAAGAGAAAAAUUAGCCGAUUUGGAGAAGACAGCCGGGCCACGCAAGGCUGAACUGAAGCGUACGGGCAAGAUCCAUGAACGCGAUGAUGAUCGAUCACGUUCACGUUUCUUUGUCGGUGGCCGUGAAUUGGAUCGCCGUUCACGUGUUCAUCGGUCUCGUUCUCGCGAACGACAGCGUCGUCCCGAUGGCCCCAGUACAACUAGUCGUUCGGAUCGUAGAGAUCGAGAUAAUCGUGAGAGUGAUUCUGAUCGCAAUAGAAACAGCGGACGUGGUGGCUCUGAUCGUAGAAGAUCUCGAUCACGUUCCCGUGGACGUAGCUUUAACUCCCGGAGAAGAUCAAAUUCACGUGAUCGCCAUCGCCGUUAGUUUAAUUUAAUUAAGAUUUAACUAACAAAUGUGAUUGCUGGAAAUGUCGUACAGAUAUAAUUACUUUGGCAUAAGACGUGACACAUCCAGUAGCAGAUAAAGUUUCGAAUGUGGCGAAACACUUUUUUUACCGUAGGCAUCAUUUUAUAUAGCACGUAUGUAAAUUUCGAAUUGCUUUUAAAUUCACAAACUUAACGUUGUUUAAUAAUUAUUUAAUUUUUUUAAUUUUCUAAGCAAACACACAAAACAUUUUUUUCCCUUAGAUUUAAAAAUUAUUCACUAUUAUUUUACUUUUUUCAUAAUUGGACAUUUUAAUUUUUUGAAUUAUGUUGUAAUAAAGCAAAAUAACAAUUCUAUAUAGAUAAUGGAAGGAAAAUAUGAAAAAAAUCGCAAACAUUUGAAGCAUAUAAAUUUCAUAGAUAAAUUACAAACUGUAUGUAUUUAAAAAUAAAAACUAUUUUACGGGGUUAAUAUUAGAUUGAUAAAUAUGUAUGUAUGUAUGUAUGUAUGUAUGUAUUUUUGGGAAUAUUAAUAAUCUUUAUUUACAAACAUUUUUUUCUCUCAUACUAAAAUAAGCCAUCUAUCUAUCCAAGGCCAAGCUAGCCCAACAGCCAGUUGGUUAUUAGAUAAUCCACCAUUGUAUAAAUUAGAGCUGAUUUUUUUGGUAAGGAAAUAAGAAACAAAACAAACGUAAACAAACUUUGUCAUUUCAGCCAGCAUACGCAUACAGCGUUUUUAAGACACUAUGAGAUUGAAUGAUUGAUUGAAUGAUAGUUUAGUUAUUGGGUACGUAUAACCGUGGCAGUGAUGUAUUCUUCUGUGUAAUAUGAAUGGUGAGCAAUAAGCUUUACAUACAUACAUAGUUGUUAGAUAUAUUUAAAUUAUCUGUUUUGCUAAAAAAAAAAGAAAAACAAACAAAAAGUACUGAAUUUCUACUUUAACUCUACGAUAAUGUAUUUUACAGCAUUUUGAGCUGAAAAUGUAUACUUGUUGACAUGAUUAGGUUGUUCGCCCACCCAUCCGUUUCGUCUAUUGGUACGUAUGUACAAAACAACUUGUUUUCACAUUAGUUUUUCUUCAUCUUCAAGAAUAAACCAACAUGUGAGUACAGACUUUUUGCUUAAUAUUUAAAUAGAUGGCGACUAUUCCAUAUCACAGUUGGGUAUGUAUUCUAUUACUACAUAUAUAAAAAGAUGCUGUUGAUAAAUGAUGAUUUAUUUUAUUGUAAAAUUCUAAAUGUGCUAAAAGUACUUUUUACUGUAUGUGUAUCUUCUCAGCCGUUUGACAUUAUUAGUAUGUAUUACGAAGAAACCAAAAAAGAAACUUCCUUGAGAAGAUUUGCAAUAGCAGGGACGUUACUUAUUUGUAUGUAUGUAUAAAUGUAUCUUAAAGAGCGGAUAUUAGACUAUAAGACCUGUACGUUUCUCAAGAUUGCUUUACCUUCAUACUUUUUUCAUGGUACGUAUUUAUGAUUUCCAUUUUAUAAUAGCAGAUUGAUUCUACUUUUUCAUUUCGUUAUAAUAACAACAAUAUUUUUGUAAGUGAGUUUUAACUUAAAUAUAAAAUGUAUUAAUGUAAAAUGCAUUAAAACAAUUAUUAGGAAAUUAAUUAUUCAUUGAAAUUGAUUUAAUUAUUCUAUUAUUCAUACAGUUUUCUUUAUUUUCAACCUUUUAAAGUUUUUAUAAUUUCAUUGGAAAAAAAUAAAUAAAUUACAGUUUAUAAUAAACUUUUAAUUUUGGAAAAAAAAGUCAUAUAAAAGUUUGUUUCUUAUUAUUUCCUGCUUAAUCUUAAAGGAUUUUACAAACAUGUAUAUUUCAUAAUAGAAACAACAACAGAUAGCUAUUUCUUUCACAUACAAUCGGAAAGAAAUCCUCUAAGUUGACGAAGUUAGCUUCGUUUGAAACUUGAUGUUUAAUUAAAAAAAACUGAGGAUUAAUCAGCAACACAUUUCGAAAAUAAAUAGAAAUUUCCCAAAUUUCAAAUUUAAAUAGAAAUUCUUUAAAUUUCGUAAGUAUUUUCUUUAAAUUGUACUACGAAGUUUAACUUUAGUUUAUUAGAAAAAAUAAUUAUUUUCCAAUUCAUAAUCAUAGCGUUGUAUCUUUGUGUGUGAGUCAUAGUUUCAGUUUCAAACGUCUUACAACUUUACAAUGCUACAACAUCGAUUGUAAAUUGGACAAUUAUUUAGUUUUCAUUCAAAUUUAUAUUUGUGACUGUUCCUUAUUUUAUUAAAAAUUUUUUCUAUUUGCAACUCACUUGUCGCGCUACUUGUCCUUUAAAUAUUGACAGAGUGAAUUCAAAUUUCUUAAAUUUAAAACUAAAACUAAUAGUACUAGUUUCAAUAUUACUUCAACUUUUUAUAAAUAUAUAGAGGUAAUGAGAUUGAAUUAACUAAAACCAUGUUAGCAAUAAUUUUUUUUUUAAUUGGGUAUUUAAGAUAUGAAUUGACCAAAAAAAAUGUACAUGACUGUGGAAAUAUUAUAAUCAGCGUUUAAUUGAAUUCAUAUUUAAAACUAUUUUUAAGAAUACAAAUGUUGUAAUCAGUAAUUUAAAUAAAGUCUCUAAAAUAAAUAAAAA
Molecule: messenger RNA, 3747 nt
Organism: Lucilia cuprina (Australian sheep blowfly)
Lineage: Eukaryota; Metazoa; Arthropoda; Insecta; Diptera; Calliphoridae
Product: putative RNA-binding protein Luc7-like 1
Exons: 2
Coding region: 148-1173 (341 amino acids)
Biological process (GO): mRNA splice site recognition
Cellular component (GO): U2-type prespliceosome; U1 snRNP
Molecular function (GO): mRNA binding
Source: RefSeq, a predicted model, not a curated record